GAAGUGGCCAGAGCAGCACCGGAACUACCGAGACUAAGCGGAAGUGGCCAGAGCGAUGCCGGAACUACAGAGACUAAGCGGAAAUAGCCAGAGCGGCGCCAGAAACCAUCAAAACUAAGCGGAAGUGGCCAGACCGGUACCGGAACAACAACGACUGAGCGGAAGUUGCCAGAGCGGCGCCGGAAACCAUCGAGACUUAGCGGAAAAGACCAUAGCGGCGCCGGAAACCAUCGAGACCAAGCGGAAGUGCCCAUAGCGGCGCCGGUAACCAUGGAGACGGGGCCGCGCCGGAAGCGGAAGUGGCGAGAGGUGAAGGCGCGGUGAGGGCGGCCCGGGGGGUCCCGGAGGGGCUUUGGGGGUCCCGAGGGGUACCCGGGGGGCCCGUGGCCCUCGGCUCCCUCAGGCCAUGGCGGACCCGUCGCUGCUCUCGGCCGAGCUGGAGGCGGACGAGGAGGAGGAGGCGGCGCUGCGGCGGCUGCUGCUGCAGGUGACCCCGGACCGUGAGGAGGCGCCGAGCCCCGGCCCCGCCCGGGCGGUGACCCCGCAGUCGGGUCUGUGCGUCAAGACCCGCGCCGUGCGGGGGGGCCACAAGGUCUUCCUCAACGUUUGCCACUCGCCCGAGGUGCCCCCCCCGCCCCCCGUGCCCCCCCCGGGGCUGCAGCAGCUCCUGCGGGACCCCCCCGGCCCCGGGGGCUCCUUCCGCAUCCCCAUGAGCCUGGGGGAGCCCCACGCCGAGCUCGACCGAGGAGGGAGGGGCUGCACGGCCUACGACGUGGUGGUGAACUCGGGGUUCUUCAGGACCCUGCAGGCCGACCCCCUGUACCUGGAGUUCUUCCUGACUGUGGCCAUGGAGGGGCUCUCGGACAAGUACGGGGUGGAGCUGGAGCUCACCGGCUGGCGGGUGCUGCGGAACCGGCGCUUCCUGGGCUCCAUCUCGGCCCAGAACAUCCGGGCCCGGCCCCGGCCCCGCAUCCAGGAGCUGCCGGGAGCCCCCCCAGGGCCCCCCCAGUUCGUGGUGGUGGCCACGCCCUCGGCGCAGGAGCCGCAGGUGCUGCAGGCCCGGGUGCACCUGCCCCAGGUGGAGGGGGCGGGCUCUCUGUGGCUGGGGCUGAGCGAGGAGCGGCUGCUGCUGCUCCGCCCGCCGCCGCCAGGGGGCGCGGCCGCCGCCCCGGAGCCGCCGGGCCGCCAGGGGGCGCUGCUGGAGCUGGGGCUGCCCCUGGCGGCCGACCCCGCGCGGUGCCGCGCGCGCUUCCACCGCCGCUCCCAGGUUCUCACCGUGACGAUGCCGCUGCUGCGGGCGUGAGGGACCCCGGGACCCCCCCAGAGCCCCCCGGGACCCCCCAGGAUCAUCCGGGACCCUCCCAGGAUCGCCCGGGACCCCCCCAGGCUCAUCCAGGACCCCCCAGGACCCCCCAGGAUCAUCCGGGACCUUCCCAGGAUCACCCGGGACCCCCCAGGAUCAUCCAGGACCCCCCAGGACCCCCCAGGAUCAUCCGGGACCUUCCCAGGAUCACCCGGGACCCCCCAGGAUCAUCCAGGACCCCCCCCAGGAUCAUCCAUGACCCCCCAGGAUCGUCCGGGGCCCCCCCCAGGACCCUCAGACUUCUCUGGGUCAGGUCCUGAGCCCCCCCCGACUGCUCAGGGAUUCCCCUCAGGACCCCCUGACCUCCCCCCAGGUCCCUCUCCCCCCCCUCAGCCCCCCCC
Molecule: messenger RNA, 1704 nt
Organism: Haemorhous mexicanus (house finch)
Lineage: Eukaryota; Metazoa; Chordata; Aves; Passeriformes; Fringillidae
Gene: PIH1D1
Product: PIH1 domain containing 1
Biological process (GO): rRNA processing; box C/D snoRNP assembly
Cellular component (GO): R2TP complex; ribonucleoprotein complex; cytoplasm
Source: RefSeq, a predicted model, not a curated record